GAAUUGGGCGCUCUGUAAAAGGUCAAAGUCUGUAGCGCGCACACGGGCGGAACGGUGUUUUAUGUGGAACUUUGAAGCUAUCGCAAAAAGUCAAUGCAAAUUGCUCGCAUUUUACGAGUCAUUUUCCAGUCACUGAGAAUAUGUACUUUGUGGAGACUUCACUGGAGUACAGGAGGUAACAUUAGAGCUCCUCCACUUGCUCAACUUCAGAGGGGAAAGUCCUAGAAAGUUCGGAUGUGAUUGAAUAAUUUUUUUUCCGAUCGAGCGGCCAUUUUAUUCUCGUAUCCUGCAGACCGCCUGUCAUGCGUAUGUGUGUACGUGUAUGUGCACAACUUCCGGAAGUAGUUUUGCAGAAAACCGCUAUGGGGUCGAAUUCACAACACAGCAACAGCAGAACGCUAACGACUUUAUGUUGAUGUCACAUCAAUUACACAGUAACAGUUGACAAAAGCCUUCAUCAAAUUCUCCAGUUUGGUAUUCUACGUAAGAGGGACUGGGGACAGUCCCCACGAACUACCAACAUGACCGCUAACACUACCAUGACCGACUUUAUGGCCGACUGGACGAUCAAACGUGUCAAGGCCAGGUAUGACUUCAAGGGCGAUGGGGACGACACGUUGUCGUUCUCCAAAGGCGAGAUCAUCGCGGUGACCCAGAUCGUGGACGGGGGCUGGUGGGAGGGCAUGAGCAAUGGCCAGGUUGGCUGGUUCCCGAGCAAUUUCGUCAAAGAUAUCAAGCCAGCCGAUGGCACACCCAAGACUAAUGAAGAAACAUUGGAAGAGAAAGAAAAACUGAAGUACUAUGAGCAGGUUGUACAAGCGCUGCUGGAGUCGGAGAGAAAGCAUGAGCAAGAAUUGAGGUCGUUAUUAACAACUUAUUUAAGGCCCCUAGAAUCAGCCAAUAUCUUGUCAGCGAGCGAUUUUACCCUGCUCUGCGGAAACAUCGAGGAGCUGCUAACAUUCCAGCAAUCGCUGCUGGCGUCGCUAGAAGAAACCGCCAAGCUGGAAAGUCGGCAAAAGAGAGUUGGAGCCUGUUUCAUGAGAGCGUCGACACAGUACAAAUCCCUCUACUCAAGCUACUGUGCCAACCAUCCCAAGGCUGUCCAUGUAUUACAAGACCACAGCGAAGAACUUGGCAAGUUUAUGGAGAGUAAAGGAGCAGCCAGCCCCGGCAUGAUGACGUUAACGGUCGGCCUGAGCAACCCCUUCCGAAGGUUAGACAACUUCAUCUCCUCCUUCCAAGAACUGGAGAGACAUAUAUUAAGUUCACAUUCGGACAGAAUCGAAAUUCAGACCAGUGUGUCGGUGUACAGAGAUAUCAAAAACCAUUGUUUACGAGUCAGGAAAUUGAAGGAAUCUGAGCUGGAGAUCAUGACGGGCACGAUACAAGGCUGGGAAGGGGAGGGCAUUGAUACAUACGGGACAAUUAUCAAAUUCAUCAACGCCGCCAUAAUGGUCGACGGCAUCAAGAAAGAACGCUUCUUGCUUCUGUUCCCCUCCUGCCUAGUGGUACUGUCCGCAACCGCCCACAUGAAUGGCUACAUUUUCCAGUAUAAAAUUCCACUCGCUGCCAUCAAGACUAGUCGGCAGCCGGACACCAACCCCAACUACGUGGCCUUUGACUUGACCGGCGGGUCCAUUGAAUGGCAGACUAUCGUCUGCGGCAGUCUGAUGGAUAGAGAGGACCUGCUGGACACGAUUGACGAGAUGCAGAACAAGGACCGGCCACCGUUGACGCCAAGCACUCCGCUCACGCCGGUCCCGCCCAUGUCACCGGCCAUGCUGCCUCAGUCGCCCACGAUGGCAGCCAGUCAGGCCAAGAGCAACUCAUUGACCAGGAAAGAGCGUAACAGCUCCUCCACCAGCCCGACCCGGACCAAGGACUCGCUGACGACGGUGUUCACCAAGAUGAAGCUGAAGACUAUCAGCUGUCUACGACCAGGCCCCCCGGUCAGUCCCAUCACAGUCUGGGCUCUGAAGGAAGGACAGGCCAAGAGUCCCAAGAACAAAAAGAAAGCCCUGCACGGCAGCAGGAAAAAAGCCGAGAAGAGCAAGACCCUCCCGAUGGAUAGCUCCGCCCACAAAGGGGUAGACACCCAAGCCUUAGAGGAAGACAAUCGCAUCCUGAAGGUGAUUGAGGCUUACUGCACCAGCGUUGGAUCCAGGAAUACCAUCAACUCAGUGCCGGUAGACCCCGCGCCCCACGUCUUUUUGGCCGAGGAAGAGAAGAUAAUUCACGAGGAGACCCAAGGAAACGAGACCAUAGUCGAAGAAAAGAGUCUGAUUGACACCGUCUACGCCCUCCGCGACCAAGUCAAAGAUCUCGUCGACGAGACCAAACGGCUCAAGCGUGACCUGGACGACGAGAGAAGGGCGCGCAAGAAACUGGAAUCUACGGUCCGCAAAUCCAUGAAGAGCAUAGAUAUCAAACUGGACGACGGGAGCUUAUGACGACUAAAACACGGGCAGAAGUAAACAUUAAACGUCUGCACGGAGAGCGAAAAACAACACAAUUUAAAAGUUUAGAGAAAUUGAAAUUGGAAAAAAAAUCUACAAAUCAACACAGCUGUGGAGAUCUGAUUUUUUUUUUCCUAUUUCUAUAUCUUUAAACCUUUAAACAGCUAUAUAUGUAUAUAGAUAUUAUGUUCCGAGGUGAAUUUAAAAAAAAAAUUACUUAACUCAGAUUACUUUUUUUGUUUAUAAUUUAAAAGUAAGUUUUUAGGGGUUUUUUUCUGUGUAAAACCUCAAAUGCCACUUCUCUGCAUAAUCUAGUAAAGACAAGUUCAGGCACUUUUUUUCUUGUAGUUAGGAUUUGGACAGCUGGCAUUGACGUUUUAAUUCUUAGUUUGUGUCAUCUGGUGACUUGCAUUUAUGAGCGAUUGAAUUUUGCGUUGCCCCUUUUUUUUCCCUCUUUUCUUUUUUCUUUUGCAACUUGUGAAUACAAGUAAGAUUUGAGGCUUUGCAUGGUGGAGAUACUAAAUAAUGAAAGGUUUGC
Molecule: messenger RNA, 2994 nt
Organism: Patiria miniata (bat star)
Lineage: Eukaryota; Metazoa; Echinodermata; Asteroidea; Valvatida; Asterinidae
Product: rho guanine nucleotide exchange factor 7-like
Exons: 15
Coding region: 522-2450 (642 amino acids)
Molecular function (GO): protein binding; guanyl-nucleotide exchange factor activity
Source: RefSeq, a predicted model, not a curated record